CUCUUGCUAGGAUUUCUAAAGAGGUGCCCACAUCCUUGUAUCCCCAGCACUUAGCAGUGCCUAGCUUCGUUCCACCAGUUUCUUUGAGUGACUGCCACGCGCAAGGCCCUGUGCAAAUAAGCAGGCGAUUGGUGAACAUUUCCUGGAUGGAUGGAUGGAUGGGUGGAUGGACAGAUGGGUGGAUAGAUGGAUAUCAUCAUUGUGCAGUGGUUCCCAUCAGGGUAGCCUGAGUCUCCCUGCCCCCUCCCCUCAUCCCUCUCACUCCAGGCUGUCAUUUCACUUUCCUAAAAGCCUUCCCUUUGCCCAUGAUGCCAAUGACUAGCUGUCCUGAAGCAAUAGCUAGUACUUUCCCUUCCUGCCACCUAGCAUCCAGCCGAACCUUGAAUCAAUACCAGUAAAAUGGGUGUGAACGGAAGGAGGCUGCUCAUUAUUUGCCAUUAUUUACCUCUGAGUCUGUGCAUUCCCAUUCCUUCCCAUAUUAAUUCUUUCCCCCCGCAGCUCCCCCUCCCCUUCUCUAUCCUUGGGAACUGGUUCAACCAGAGUACAACCAGCUCAUCUGCAUCUGGCCCUAAAGAACCUGCGGGAGCCAGAGGCAGAGGAAGAGAGAAGGCUGCAUAGGAGCUGCAGCGCGGUGCAGCGAGCACACACCCCGGCCCGCGCCGCCCCGGGCUCGCCCAUGAGGCCUCUGCCGAGCGGGAGGAGGAAGACCCAAGGCAUCUCCCUAGGACUCUUCGCCCUCUGCCUGGCCGCAGCCCGCUGUCUGCAGAGUCAGGGCGUGUCCCUGUACAUUCCUCAGGCCACCAUCAAUGCCACCGUCAAAGAAGACAUCCUGCUCUCAGUUGAGUACUCCUGUCACGGAGUGCCCACCAUCGAAUGGACAUAUUCGUCCAACUGGGGAACGCAGAAGAUCGUGGAGUGGAAACCAGGGACUCAGGCCAACAUCUCCCAAAGCCACAAGGACAGAGUGUGCACCUUCGACAACGGCUCCAUCCAGCUCUUCAGUGUGGGAGUGAGGGAUUCCGGCUACUAUGUCAUCACCGUGACGGAACACCUGGGGAGCAGCCAGUUUGGCACCAUCGUGCUGCACGUCUCUGAGAUCCUCUAUGAAGACCUGCACUUUGUCGCUGUCAUCCUUGCUUUUCUCGCUGCUGUGGCCGCACUGUUAAUCAGCCUCAUGUGGGUUUGUAAUAAGUGUGCAUAUAAAUUUCAGAGGAAGAGAAGACACAAACUCAAAGAAAGCACAACUGAGGAGAUUGAGCUGGAAGAUGUUGAGUGUUAGCCAAGGUUGGGCCUAACUGCAUUCCUACCUCAAGAGGAAACCAUUCUCCAACAAAAAGAGCAAGCACAGCUAUUAUACCCAUUGUGUGUGGUCCUGUUGCAGCCCGCUCCUGACAGGACAGCAGGAGAUUAACAACAUUGACUGCAUGGAGUUGAGGACUGUGGAUGGACAAAGCUAGUUUUAGGACUCACGCCAAGUUCAAGGAGAAGAGUGACUGAGGCCUUGAACCAGGAGCUUUGCUUGGCUGCAGCGUCACAGCCAUGCUGACCCAUAACCAAUGGGCGAGUGCACGCGUUGGCUGCUUGCUCACGACACUCACUCUGGCGUGCAGGAUGGCCUGUUGUCAGAGUCCCUGUAUCAGAGGCCAGAGGAUUUCCAGAUGGGUGUGCAGCCAGCAUUAGAACAUGCUUUCUGU
This is a messenger RNA of Cercocebus atys (sooty mangabey), 1694 nucleotides long. RefSeq names its product V-set and transmembrane domain containing 5 (gene VSTM5). Gene Ontology annotation, biological process: filopodium assembly; positive regulation of excitatory synapse assembly. NCBI's taxonomy places the organism in Eukaryota, Metazoa, Chordata, Mammalia, Primates, Cercopithecidae. The record is from RefSeq and is a predicted model, not a curated record. The transcript is spliced from 4 exons. Gene Ontology annotation, cellular component: dendrite; axon; plasma membrane. The coding region runs from base 677 to 1279 and encodes 200 amino acids.